Messenger RNA from Lepidothrix coronata (blue-crowned manakin), 1050 nucleotides. RefSeq names its product sorting nexin family member 27 (gene SNX27). Gene Ontology annotation, biological process: intracellular protein transport. Lineage: Eukaryota; Metazoa; Chordata; Aves; Passeriformes; Pipridae. Gene Ontology annotation, cellular component: early endosome. The annotation marks the transcript as partial. Gene Ontology annotation, molecular function: phosphatidylinositol binding. The record is from RefSeq and is a predicted model, not a curated record. The transcript has 7 exons.
AUGGGGAGAUCCAACUACAACGGGGUGUCGGACGUGGAGCUGCGCGUGGCCCUGCCCGACGGCAGCGCCGUGACCGUGCGGGUGAAGAAGAACAGCACCACCGACCAGGUGUACCAGGUGGGAACCCUCGGGAAUGUUCUACAUCCCACCCUCUGGAAUGGCUCCUCCCUGUUUCCCGCAGUGCGGAAGUUGGCUCCCAACGAGUUCCCGCACAAGCUGUACGUGCAGAACUACACGUCGGCGGUGCCGGGGACCUGCCUGACCCUGCGCAAGUGGCUCUUCACGCCCGCCGAGGAGGAGCUGCUCAACGACAACGACCUCGCCGUCGCAUACUUCUUCCACCAGGCUGUGGAUGACGUCAAGAAAGGUUACAUCAAAGCAGAGGAGAAAUCCUACCAGCUCCAGAAGCUCUGUGAGCAGAGGAAGAUGGUCAUGUACCUGAACAUGCUGAGGACGUGUGAGGGCUACAACGAGAUCCUGUUCCCUUUGGGGAUCUCCUGGAUCCCCUCUGGAGCUCCUGGCACAUCCAGGAUCCCCGGGAUCACCCUGGAUCCCCUCUGGAUCUCCUGGGACAUCCAGGAUCCCCGGGAUCGCCCCUGGCUCCCCUCUGGAUCUCCUGGCACGUCCAGGAUUCCCUGGAUCCCCUCUGGAUCUCCUGGCACGUCCAGGAUCCCUGGGAUCGCCCCUGGCUCCCCUCUGGAUCUCCUGACAUGUCCAGGAUCCCCGGGAUCGCCCCUGGAUCCCCUCUGGAUCUCCUGGCACAUCCAGGAUCUCUGGGAUCACCCCUGGAUCCCUUCUGGAUCUCCUGGCACAUCCAGGAUCCCCGGGAUCGCCCCUGGCUCCCCUCUGGUCCCUCUGGCCUGUCCUGCAUCCCCGGGAUGGGCCCCAAAUCCCUGGAAUUCCGUGUCUCCGCAGUUCAAUUACAUGCACGAGUGCUUCGAGCGCGUCUUCUGCGAGCUCAAGUGGCGCAAGGAGGUGGAGGAGGAGGCGGCAGACCAGGAUAACGAGAAUUCCUGCCGGAAUGACAGGAUGUGCAGCAAGGUAACCGGG